Molecule: messenger RNA, 2615 nt
Organism: Megachile rotundata (alfalfa leafcutting bee)
Lineage: Eukaryota; Metazoa; Arthropoda; Insecta; Hymenoptera; Megachilidae
Gene: Elp2
Product: elongator complex protein 2
Biological process (GO): tRNA wobble uridine modification
Cellular component (GO): elongator holoenzyme complex
Molecular function (GO): protein binding
Source: RefSeq, a predicted model, not a curated record
UUUUAAAGUUUGAAAUAAAUAUUUAAUUUGAUAAUGCUAAAAUUAUAAACAAUAAAAUAGAUAUACAAUAAAACACAGAAAGUUUUGCUAAAGAAAGUUAUUGUCUAGUGACUUUUGUGUUGACCAGGUGUCGUCUUUAACAUGAAUGAAAGCCGCGUGCAUGGAAUAAUCAUUAGUUUUUGAGGUUAAAUUGUAUUUUCACAAUUACUUGAUGUAUUAUUAGUCAACAAUAAAGAAACAGAUAAUGACAACGUCUUACAUAUCAUGUGCCUGUAAUCGAAUUCCACAUUCAGCCGAUUGGGGAAAAAAUGGACUUGUUUGUUACGCGGCGUGUCAUGCAGUUGUAAUUUAUGAUCCAUUUAUUUCGAAAAUUGGAAAAGUAACAAACACACUUCAUCGACAUAAAGGACGGAUUAAUACCGUACGAUGGAUUAAACAUAAAAAUUUGGAAGCAGAGUUUGAAUUACUGUCCAGUUCGAUAGAUAGAACUGCUAUUAUUUGGAGCAAAAUUAAUGAAUGUUAUAAAUGUACAUCUGUCAUAGAAGAUGAUGAUAUUUUGACAUUCAGUAAUUCACUGUAUCUUUCUAAUGAUAACUUUUAUAUAAAUGAAAGUUUCCCAAAAUUGUUGAUUUGUACUGGAUCAAUUAAAGGGAAUUUAAAAUUAUGGCUCAGAGAUACUUGUGGCACUGUAAAAUGUGUACAAACACUUAUAUUUGGAACAAAGCUUCCUAUAGAAGCUUGUUUUUAUUAUCUACCAAGUACAAAUUUACCACUUCUAGCUGUUGCAUUAGAAAAUUCAACGAUUGAAUUAUAUGUAACUACUUCCAAUAAUAUAGAAGAAAACCACUUUACAAAAGUACAAACUUUGGUUGGACAUGAAGAUUGGGUUCGAUGCAUGGAUUUCAUUUAUGAUAUCGAUGAUAAUAUUUUACUGGCAAGUGGAUCUCAAGAUGCUAUGAUACGAUUAUGGAAAAUCUCUGCAAAUAAAGCAGAAAUAUUAAGCAAUGAGCUACAACAAAAACAACAAACAUUUAUAGUUUCUGAUAAAAAAUACAAUAUUACUUUGGAGUCUGUACUCUAUGGUCAUGAAGGCUGGAUUUAUGGCAUACAUUGGUAUCCACAGCAAUUGAAUAAUAAUGAUUUAAGAUUGUUAUCUUGUUCAUUAGAUAAAUCUAUGAUUAUAUGGGAACCAGAUAAAGUAACUGGAAUUUGGUCUGAAAAAGUGAGAGUGGGGGAAGUUGGAGGUAACUUAAUGGGUUUUUAUGGAUGUAAAUUUAGCAAGAAUGGAUUAAAUAUAUUAGCACAUGGAUACCAAGGAUCAUUUCAUAUUUGGGAAUACUCAAGUGAAGUAAAGAAUUGGAUUCCAAAGCCUGUACCAAGUGGUCAUUUUGCAGAAGUAGUUGACCUUUGUUGGGAACCAAAUGGAAGGUUUCUUGUAACUGCAAGUGUAGAUCAAACAACAAGAAUUCAUGCACCUUGGAAACUUGGAACUACAGAAUUUUGGCAUGAAAUUGGACGUCCACAAAUUCAUGGAUAUGAUAUGUCUUGUUUAGCUAUGUUAACUCCUUAUACGUUUGCUUCAGGAGCAGAAGAAAAAGUCGUUCGUGUAUUUACAGCGUCAGCAACAUUUAAGAAUAGUUUAAUGAAAAUUGCCAAUGUUGAUGACUUUCAAAAUAUAGUAGCAGACAGUGCAUCAGUGCCUGCUCUUGGAUUAACCAACAAAGCUACAUUUGAUGAUAAUAUUAAAACAAAGACCGAAAACAAUAAUUCUGAAAAUGAAGAAUACAUUCCUCCAACAGAAGAAGAACUAAUGCAAAAUACAUUAUGGCCAGAAUUACAAAAAUUAUAUGGUCAUGGAUACGAAAUAUUUUCUAUAGCUGCCAGACAUGAUGGAUCAUUAUUAGCAACUGCAUGUAAAUCAACAUCAUUUGAACAUUCUGCAAUAUUACUAUGGAAUACAAAUACAUGGACACAAAUUCAGAAACUUAUGUCUCAUCAACUAACAGUAACACAAAUGGAAUUUUCACCUAAUGACAAAUAUCUGGUAUCUGUAUCUAGAGAUAGAAGAUGGUCAUUAUUUAAACUUGAAGACAAUACUUAUACUUUAUAUGCAACCAGUUCAAAAAAAGAUAGUCUUCAUAAUCGUAUAAUAUGGUGUUGUUCAUGGACAUAUGAUUCAUCUUUCUUUGCAACUGGUUCCAGAGAUGGGAAAAUAGGAGUUUGGAAUCCAAAUUUUAAAGAUAAUAAAAUUGUUCCAACUGCAAGUUUAGAUGUGAAAAAUUCUGUAACAGCAUUAGCUUUUUCUGUACGAGACAUGGAACAGUCUUACAUUUUAGCAGUAGGAUUUGAAACAGGAUAUAUAGAAAUACAGAAAUUAAAAGUAUGUAUUGACUAUUCUGUAUGGGAAAAAUACUUUGUGUAUGAUUCUUCCCAAGCACACCAUUUAACUGUAAAAAGGCUUAAAUUUCGACCACACAAAGAAAAUUCAAAUACUUUGCAACUAGCAAGCUGUGGAUCUGAUCAUAUAGUGAAAAUACAUGAUAUUGAUACAUUAAAAUUAAGAGAUUUGUAAUAUAUUCACAUUUUCAUAUAAUAGAAUAAAAAUUUUAAUUAUA